CGCCUGCCCACCCCACCCCCUCCUCCCCGAGAGGGAGACCCAGGACGAGACGCCUUUCACCCACAGGUGCCGAGCUUGCCAGGGCUGAGGCAGGAGGAGGCCGAGCCCAUGGGGUCCCAGCAGCCGUCACUAGCCGCCCUGUACCUGCUGGGGGUGCUGGUCAAUUCCUGCCUCGGGGGGCCCUACUGGGAGAAGUCAGGAAACAUGGUGAGACUGACAGGCUCCCACUCGCCGUGCCAGGGCCAGCUGGAGGUCCUCCUCGGUUCCACAUGGCACACAGUGUCUCGGUGGAGCUGGAACCAGGGUACAAACCACAGGGAGGACAACACGCAGGCCUCAGAAUUCUGCCGGAGCCUGGCUUGCGGGAAGGCCUUGGUCUUGGCCCACCUCCCUGACUUCAACAAUCCCCAGCACCCGGUCACCUGCUACGGACGCCUGGGGUCCUUCUCCAACUGCAGCUACAGUGAGGCCAGCCAGAGGAGCUCUCUGGGCCUGAUCUGCCAAGAGCCUCGGAAGACACCACCUCCUCCCACGAGCCCCCCACCCACCACCACUCCAGAGCCCACAGCUCCUCCCAGGCUGCAGCUGGUGGCCGGGCCCGGGGGCCUGCGGUGCGCCGGCGUGGUGGAGUUCUACUACGGCAGCCUGGGGGGGGCCAUCAGCUACCAGGAGCAGGACCAGGACCGGACCCAGGACCUGAAGAACCGCAUCUGCGAGGCCCUCCACUGUGGCUCCUUCCUGAAGCACCUGCCAGAGGCCGAGACAACCAGGACCCAAGAUGCGGGGGAGAGCAAGGCCUUGCCGAUUCGAUGGGAGGUCCGGAACGCCAGCUGUGCGUCCCUGGAGCAGUGCUUCAGGAAAGUCCCACCCUAUGAGGGUGGCCAAGCUCUGGCCCUUGUCUGUUCUGAUUUCCAGCCCAAGGUGCAGAGCCGCCUGGUGGGGGGCAGCAGUCUGUGUGAAGGCUCCGUGCAGGUGCGCCAGGGCAAGCAAUGGGAAGUCCUGUGUGACGUCCCCCGGGCCAAGGGCACUGCGCGGUGGGAAGAGGUGUGCCAGGAGCUGCAGUGCGGCAAAGUCAACUCCUACCGGGUGCUGGAUGCCGAGAAGACCUCCCACGGCCUCUUCUGUCCCCAGGAGAAGCUGUCCCAGUGCCACCAGCUUCAAGAGAAAAAAACCCGCUGCAGGAGGGUGUUUGUCACAUGCCAGGACCCAAACCCGGCAGGCCUGGGCGCAGGCACCGUGAUGAGCAUCAUCCUGGCCCUUGUGCUCCUGGCAGUGCUGCUGGUCUUGUGCGGCCCUCACGCCUACAGGAAGCUGGUGAAGAAAUUCCGCCAGAAGAAACAGCGCCAGUGGAUUGGCCCCACAGGAAUGAACCAGAAUAUGUCCUUCCAUCGCAACCACACGGCGACCGUCCGGUCCCAGGCUGAGAACGCCACCGUCUCGCACGUGGAGAAUGAAUACAGUCAGCCGCCCAGGAACUCCCAGGUCUCUGCUUAUGCAGCUCUGGAAGGGGCCCUGCGUCGUGUUUCCACCCAGCCUGAUAACUCGUCCGACAGUGACUACGACCUGCACGGGACUCAGAGGCUGUGAAAGAACCAGGCACCAGGCACGAAACAUCAAGAGCCAGACCUGUCUCCUGAGAACAGUCUGCAUCCGCUGCAUGGAAAUGAUUUCUGCCCCAGCUACAACAUGGACGGAGACAAGGGGACCUUCAGAUAUGUCCCCUGUCCCUGCCGCUGCGGGUGUCGGAUCCCAGCCCAGGGAAGACCCCCAACACAGCUGGGCUGUCCCUCCCCAUGUGGGAACCAUGACGGGGACAGCCCAGAAACAAGACCUUCCCCAAGCAGACAUGUGGGGGACAGCACCCGGAGGACCUGGUUCUCUCCUCAGACUCUGAUCCCAGUGAGCAAGGAAGCUCCGCU
This is a messenger RNA of Lontra canadensis (Northern American river otter), 1919 nucleotides long. It is a transcript of the gene CD5, whose product is annotated as CD5 molecule. Gene Ontology annotation, biological process: T cell costimulation. NCBI's taxonomy places the organism in Eukaryota, Metazoa, Chordata, Mammalia, Carnivora, Mustelidae. The record is from RefSeq and is a predicted model, not a curated record. Gene Ontology annotation, cellular component: plasma membrane.